GGGAAACAGUGAACGCCAUUAUCGAAGAGUAAUAUUUUACCGUAGUUAGCCCUGUAAAGAUUGUUCAGUUUGUGUGAUUAAGACCUGUAAUUUUGUACAAACUUCUCACUAACUGUUGUCGGAAUUGUUGAAGGACGUAUUUGCUAGACUUCUGUCAACUUAUCAACAUGACGACGGUGAUACCACAACAGAAGAGUGGCACAUACACAUUUGCCAGCCAACCCAGAGCAGUGCCACAGAGGAAAAAAUACAGACAAGACCCAGCACUUUUACAACAAAAUGACCCCUCCGCUCCAUAUGGCAAUAUUAUGUACGACAGGCGUAUUGUGCGAGGAAACACAUACGCACAGCACACACUUCCUGCGAAUGCUCAACCAGAUCCCAUUGAAGUGCAGAGACAGCAAGAAGCCAGACGGCGUGCUGUUGCCAGAAAACGUGCCAAGGAUCAACUUCGUCCAAGGUCACCUGAACCAGUAGAAGGACGCAAACACAUUGAUGUCCAAACAGAAUUAUACUUAGAAGAGCUGAGUGAUAGAGUGGAGGAAGCUGAUGUCCAAGUUCAAACUGAUGCUUUCCUUGAUAGACCACCAACACCAUUAUUUGUUCCUGCUAAAACAGGCAAAGAUAUUGCAACACAAAUAUUAGAAGGAGAGCUGUUUGAUUUUGACAUUGAAGUCAAACCUAUCUUAGAAGUUUUAGUUGGUAAAACGGUAGAACAAGCGUUAUUAGAAGUAAUGGAAGAAGAGGAACUUGCCAAUCUAAGGUCUCAACAACGUGCCUUUGAAGAACUUAGAAAUGCCGAACUUGUGGAAACUCAGAGGUUAGAGGAGCAAGAAAGGAGGCACAGGGAAGAAAAGGAACGACGUAUGAUGCAACAGAGAGAGGUGCUAAAGAAAGAAAGAGAAACUGCAGAUAAAAUUGCUGCAAGGGCGUUUGCUCAGGCCUAUCUGGCAGACCUUGUACCUUCCGUGUUUGGUACUCUUAAUGACAAUGGAUAUUUCUAUGAUCCGGUGGAAAGGGAUGUUGAAACUGGAUUUAUGCCAUGGCUUAUGGAUGAAGUUGAAAAACAACUUGGAAAAUCAAUACUGUCACGGACUGUUCUUGAUUCAAUCAUCAGGGAUGUUGUUAAAGAACGUAUGGCAGCAUAUUUUGAACUAGACCAUUCUGUAAUGGAUGAAGAGAGAGCAACUGAAACAGCACAGGCAUUGGUUGAUCAAAAACUUGAUGGUGAAACUCAGCCAACCACUGAAAGUGAAAAACCAGCAGAAGAAACAGAGGCAGCAGAACCAGUUAUAACAACAGAGGAACCUGAAACAGCAGGUGGAGAAGAAGAACCAAAAGAAGAAGCAGAAGAACCAGCUGCUGAGCCACCAGCUGAAGGUGAAGAGGAGUAACAUAAAAACAGAUACUGGCUUGUUUCCAAUUUAACCAUCCUCUUUGAUAGAGUUAAAUAACUGUAUGCAAUUUACACUCUAUCAACUUUUAAUAAAAAUUGUAAAAUUCAAUCUUAUCUAUUAAAAUUGGUUCAACUGCCAUUAAAACAUCAAUGCUAGUCAUUCAAUCCAACAUGCCCUAUAUCUUUCCCUAUCCCAUGUCAUAGCAACACUUCUUGUACAUAGUUGACUUAUCAGAUAUGUUUGCACUAUUAACCGGUUUUGAGAUGACCAACAAAAUUGUUAUCAAAACAACAAAAGUGUAUCAUUCACCCAAAUCUUUGUUAUGUGACAUAAUUAUCAUUGUUCUGGAAUACAGGGAUCCUCUCAUCAGUAUGUAAUAUUUUUUAUACCUAUUUUAAAUAAGUUUCAUUUGCUUUUAUGUUAUCAAGUGUGAUAGAUUAAACUACAAUUUUAAUCUCAAGUUGUAAAUGCUGAACUUCUCUUGAUUCCUAUUAAUUUCAGAAAAACCUAAAUAUAGGACUCAACUUAAUGACUGUCAAAUCAUUUUCAAUCAUAUAAAUUAUUCAGUAUUUGUGAUUAUUUAUGACACAAUUUUUAAAUGGUGUUGUAAAUCACUUUAUUCACUUUUUGGCUGUAUGCCAUAUUAUUUUGUGUUCACCCCAUUAAAGCGGCAGUCAUAUCGUAGUGAGUUGUGUUUCCCAUUUACGUAUACAAUGCAUGUAAAGUGCAUUCUUUUCACAAAAUUGGAAUGCAUGCUUUGCAAUGAUUAUGGUGCCACCAUUACUGUCCAUUCAAUCAGAAAUUGUUAAUUUAUUAUGCUAUGUACUGUAAAGUGUCUAAUUUAACGAGAAACAAAUUUCAGAAUUUCUUAAGAUUUUCGGUGAAUUUCACAAAAUUUUGUUUUUACAUUUGCCAUAAAAUCUUGAAAUUGAAAAUAUUUCAAGCAGUGAAAAUUAUUUUGUUUACAGUACAUCAGCUGGUACUGUAAUGCAUUAUGGAUAAUUUACAGUGAUUUGUGUCACCAUCCAUCCCAGUAUUGAGUUCUCUCUGCUUUCAGGCAAGCACAAAAAACAUUAAAUGUUCAACAAAGUUGAAGUGAUUGGGCAAUUUAUUUUGAAACAUUCCAAUACCUAGACUUUUAUUUUUUAUUAUAAACCCUAUGCUAAUGCACAUAAGCUGAAAACCAUAUGUUUGUUCUCUAUUCUUUUGGUCAAUUCAAAGAAUGGCAAUGUCCAAAGCAUUGACUUAAUGCUUUGUUUACAUUAGACCAUGAUGGUGUGGUACUUUACUUAAAAACAUGUAAAAUAUCUUAGUUUAGUACUUGUACUUAAGCGAGGCCAUGUUACACCCAUCUUUGUGUAUAUUAUUUGUAUUAUGUUUCCUGUAUGAAGUUGUACGAUAAAAUAAAAGUAGCCAAAUUGGCUUUGAAUUUUGAAAA
Messenger RNA from Saccoglossus kowalevskii, 2835 nucleotides. RefSeq names its product radial spoke head protein 3 homolog B-like. Gene Ontology annotation, cellular component: cilium. Lineage: Eukaryota; Metazoa; Hemichordata; Enteropneusta; Harrimaniidae. The record is from RefSeq and is a predicted model, not a curated record.